Messenger RNA from Funneliformis mosseae, 183 nucleotides. Lineage: Eukaryota; Fungi; Glomeromycota; Glomeromycetes; Glomerales; Glomeraceae. The record is from the annotation of a GenBank genome assembly.
AACAGUUGUAUCUCAUUUGCACUAUUCAAAGUCUCGAAAUUGGUGGAAAAACGAAUUUAUAAGCAAAAGUUUGCUUUACAAGUUGUAAAGGUAAUCAAUGUUUUAAAAUAUUAUGAUAAUGAACAAACUCAGCAGCUUCAUGGUGACUUGGAAGCAUCAGGUUUUAAACGAAAGAAUCCUUGA